AUGACGUUUGUCCAGCCUCCCUUCCUCUGGGAGCAGCCCCUACCAUGUGAGGAAGAGGCGAUGGAGGAGGUCGCAGCUUCGGUGGUGAUGACAGAACAUGAUUACGGUUCUGCUCCUAAACCAGGUGCACUGGAUGCUGCUGCUGCACACAUACAGCAACUGGAAGACAAAAUCAAGGAGCUGACAACAGAGCUGUCACAGCUGAAAGUGGGUGAAGUGCAUUUUCACCGAUUUUGUGUCUCAGACAAGGACAUCCUUUUUUACACAAGAUUCACGUCAAGAUAUGUUUUUUGUCACUUCUGGGAGGCAAUUCAACCAUCUGCCUCCAUGGUGGUUUAUUGGUCGAAAGCUCAGAAAAAGGGACAAACAUUUGAACCCAUUUCUCCCAGUCCAACGCGUAGGCUGCAACUGGUUGAUGAGUUUUUUCUUUUCUGCUGCCGAGUUGCUGCAGGCCUGCAAGAGAAGGUGCUGGCUGACAUGUUUCAGGUCAGUGUGUCCACUGUCUCCCGUGUUGUUAUAACGUGGGCCAACUACCUUUACCUGCUCCUUGGCUCCCUUCCCAUCUGGAUGAGUAAACAGCAAGUCAAGAACACCAUGCCAAGCAAAUUUGUGCAGUACAGUCCAGAUGUUCGGGUAAUCAUCGACUGCACCGAGGUGCGAUGCCAGAAUCCAUCAUCCCUCACUCUCCAGUCUGAGGUUUUCUCAUCGUACAAAAACACGACAACCUUGAAGGGAUUAAUUGGGAUUGCCCCAUGUAGUGCUGUGACUUUUGUGUCAAGUCUCUUCACCGGCUCCAUCUCUGACCGAGAGCUGACUGAACAAAGUGGACUGCUGGACUUACUGGAGCCAGGAGAUGGCUGCAUGGCAGACAAGGGUUUCACCAUCGAGAAGCUGCUAGCUGACCGUGGGGCAAUGCUGAUUAUACCACCCUUCAAGAUGACAGCGCAGUUCACCAAAGAGGAUGCUCUAAAAACACAAGCAAUCGCCCGACUUCGAAUCCUCGUGGAAAGAGCAAUACGCAGAGUCAAGGAAUAUCGCAUCUGGGAACACACUCUCCCUCUAACCUUGUCUGGGACAGUCAACCAGCUGUGGACCGUCUGCUGUGUGAUGACCAACUUCCAGGGACCACUUGAUUUAAAAGGCUACAUCCCUGUUGAAUAGUGUUUCCCCCGAUCACAUGCAUUCAACUGUAUACUGAAUACAUUGUAUAUAUUGAAUGAGAUGUAUAUAAUGAAUGAGAAGUCAUUCAUCUAUAAUCAAUUGUAAAGGU
Molecule: messenger RNA, 1270 nt
Organism: Perca fluviatilis (European perch)
Lineage: Eukaryota; Metazoa; Chordata; Actinopteri; Perciformes; Percidae
Exons: 3
Coding region: 1-1161 (386 amino acids)
Source: RefSeq, a predicted model, not a curated record